GCUAUCUGGAUGGUUCUGUAGUUCAGCAGGAGGGCCCAGAGAGGCAACACAGCCCAGAAAUAACUGUACCCUGCAUGUAGCUCUGCAGCCCCAUCAGAAAGAAUUCUGUGGAGACCGGCACGGCCUACAGGUGUCCAGGACCUCCCUCUUGAGAGGACAAAGAGUGCUGCUGACAGAAACCCACCAGGUCCUUACUGAACUGUGCUCCACAGCCAUCCGGCGAGUAUGGUGGUUUCGGGCUCUUGUGGACCCAGGAGACAGCCAGGACCAUGUUCCAGUAAAUGAGGUCUGCAGCUCGAGUCCUGUGCCCCGACUCCCAUCCGCAGACACGCCAGCCAGCCAGAGAGGAUGAGGGGGCCACGUGGGGCUCACAACCUCCCCGGACUGAGAGGGGCGGUGACAGGAAGCGUCCCCCCUCUAUCCUGAGGCCCAGACGUCAGAAAUGUGGGUGCCAUGGGGCUGAGCCACAAAGGACUUCAAGGCAUGUGCGGUUCCGAGAACCCCUGGAGGUGGCCGUUCACUACAUUGCCCGCAGGGACACCACAGCCUCCAUCAAGGUGCCCAGUCGGUCAGCUUCCCAUGGUGGCUCUCCACUCCCGUCAGCACCCUGCAGUGGCUCCCCCUUCCUGUGGCUGACUCUGUGCGUUCUGCUGGGAGUGGCGCUGGGCCUGUACUGUGGCCAGGUCAAACAUGUCACAGUGACCCUGCAGGACCUCUGGGAUUGGCUCCUCGUCCGCAUCUUGCGCCUGUGGCAUGUAGUUCUUGCCUGUUGGCACUGCCUCCUGAAGCUCUGACACAUGGCUGAAUGGCAGUUUCACCUCUGAACAUCGCUGAAGGGUGAUGCUGUUGGGGCCUAGGGUGGUUUGGGGACUGGCACGUGGUGAAGCCCAGGCAAUAAGACUAACAAGACAGAGCUCUGCUAGCCAAUGCUUGACAAACCCAGGAGCUCCAAGAGGCCACUGUUGUGGAUAAAGUGGGAGAAAGGGUGCCUCUGGCUUGAUGCUACAAGUACUCCCUACUCUAUUCAGCACAGGCUGGGAUCUUGGUAUUUAAGAUUGUAUUAGAGAAAGAACUCAGCCAUUGUGGCUGGGGAUCCCCAAGCUUCUGCCCAGUCCUCCCUCUUGGGAUCCCUGACCUGGAUGCUGUCAUAGAUGACAGGCAACCCUUUCAGGUUGUCACCUGCCUCUGAGGGGCAGUUUGGGAAGGCAAGGCCCGAACUCCUGCUGCUUUGAGUGCUUGGCCCUGUUUUUGUCUUACCAUCAGGAGAUGGGCUCAGGGGCCUUCCUCUGCAGUUCACAGAGCCCUGUGGGUAUCAGGGUAUUAUCCUCGGAGCCCAGGUCUGAUUCCUCCAUUUGACACUAAGAUCUUUAGAGGUCCUUGUGGUGUGGGAACAGAGUCCAGCUCUGAACCAAGCUGCUCUUUUCUUCUGAGAGGUCCCUCUUCCAAGGCUACAGACAAACCCAAGGUCACCAUGCCUGCCUAACAGCCAAAGGUCCUUUAAAUCUCCUGUACCUACACAGACACAGUUCUGUCAUGCAUGUUGCAAGGACAAGGGAAGCAAGCACAUAGUAAUGAACUUCAGGACCCUUGGACCUGCCUGGAAGGGAUCCCUGAACACCGUGAGGAGGCUCAGUCAGACACCAGGAGGAUCCACCAGGAGGACUCGGCACCACCCUGGAACAAACAUUUGAUCAGGGUUUGGGGGCCAGGGUAAGGCUUGUGACUGUCCUCUUAAGGUGGCCCUCUACUUAUGUGAGCAAACAUAUUUCAUAAUAACACCUGCAUCCUCUUCAACCUCAGGGUUAUUAUAGAAAUUAGAAAUACAAGAUAGAGGUUGGGUAAUUCCUCCAGGGCCAUCUGGGCACCAGAGCAUACCCUUUACCCCACAACUCACAGGUCCUUUGCAGUUGUCAUUUGUGAGAAUUUGGGGGACCCCCCCCAUGCCUCUAGGACCACAUUCUCCUCCAGCAAAACAUGCCCAGAUUCUUAGCUCACUGAGGGGCCAUCUGCCCCUCUCUGGAUUUCAGGUACUACAUACAAUGGUCUCUAGCUAUGUUUGGGGGCACAGUCAGGGAGGGCCCAGUGGAAAGAAACUCUGCUUCCAGGAGUGGUCUAGAGAGGCCCAACUUGGGAAACCACUCACCAUGAUCAGCCAUCACCAUGGCUACUGUUGCCUGCACCAGCCCAGAUGCCCCAGGACCCAUUCCAUCUCAUCCCACUCUGGUAAGAGACAGGCUCAUGACUGGCCUGUAUUCCAGAUGUGGAAAGACACUAAGAAAUGAGACAGAUUGUAGGGUUAAACCAGCCCCUUUAGGGGGCGGGUUUGC
Microtus ochrogaster (prairie vole) is the source of this 2327-nucleotide messenger RNA. RefSeq names its product chromosome 3 C14orf180 homolog (gene C3H14orf180). The record is from RefSeq and is a predicted model, not a curated record. Gene Ontology annotation, cellular component: plasma membrane. NCBI's taxonomy places the organism in Eukaryota, Metazoa, Chordata, Mammalia, Rodentia, Cricetidae.